Molecule: messenger RNA, 2142 nt
Organism: Lodderomyces parapsilosis
Lineage: Eukaryota; Fungi; Ascomycota; Pichiomycetes; Serinales; Debaryomycetaceae
Product: ferric reductase family protein
Exons: 1
Coding region: 1-2142 (713 amino acids)
Biological process (GO): copper ion import; iron ion transport; intracellular iron ion homeostasis
Cellular component (GO): plasma membrane
Molecular function (GO): ferric-chelate reductase activity
Source: RefSeq, a predicted model, not a curated record
AUGCGUCUUGUUACUUUCAUCGCAUUGUUUUACUUUGUCGACGCAGCCAAUGUUCCAAGAUCAAGCAACCUUCCUUGCAUUAGGUACAAGGACAUGAUACCGACAUAUGCAUGCAACUAUCAAGUCAAUGUUCAUGCAAAAUACUGCAAAGAUACCACAAUAUACAAAACUAACUCCACCUGUCUAUGCAACAAUAUCAAUUGGCUUGCAUCGGUCCUUGGAUGCUUAUCCUGCGCAGGGAACUUGGAAAAUAAAAACAUUCAAGGCGUAAAGAAGUUUUGUCGAAUAAAUGGUAGAGUAGAAUUGUCUCAGGAUCAAGUGUGGUUUGCGUACCAGAGGUUUAAUGACACCAUUACAAACGCAUCACUAACAACACAAGGCACCAACGUCACAAUUGACCGCCCUGUUAUUUUGCUGUCGCUGGAAGUUGAGCUAUAUCGAAAAGCUUAUGGCAAAUACCUUGGCAAUUUUGAUGACUCGAUAUACUACGGUGGUGCCAUAUAUGGAUACUGGGCAGUUGUGCUUGUGCUAGCGGCAACAAUAAAUUGGAGUAAUUGCAUAUUUCAGAACCGUGCAAAUUCGAGCAAACGCUGCACUAGACUAGUUGAAAGUUAUUUACUUUUACCAGCACUUGCAUCAAAGGCACAUGCUGAAACACUAUCAUUGGGGCCGAUAGAAGCGACAAUUCCCUCUAGACUUGAAGCUUUGAUUUUGGGUAUGUUUGCUGUGUUAUUGACGACAAUGACCUUUAUAAAUACAGAGCCCGUGGAUGAUGAUCCUAUAUAUUACACUAAAAACCAUGGGCAAUUAAGAUAUCUAAUUGACAGAUCUGGAAUCAUUUCGACAAUGUUGGCACCCUUGGUGGUUAUGUUUGCUUCGCGGAAUAACUUGCUUCAAUGGCUAACCAAAUGGCAAUAUGCAAGGUUUUUAACCUUUCAUCGAUGGGUGGCGAGAGUAAUGUUUGUGUUGACAGUAGUACACGCCGCAGGGUAUACGAAAUUACUAGGAUCAUUUUAUCUCGGCGAGAUGGAGGCUGCAUACUCAAAAGCUGGAGUUGUUGCAAUAGUGGCAAGCUCAUUGAUGCUAGUGCAAGGAGUACUUUACGUGAGAAGACGCUGGUACGAAACAUUUCAAGUCAUGCACUUUGUGUUGGGCUUGUGCUGGCUCGUGGGAUGUGCGAUCCAUGUGAAUGAGUUGGGCUUCGUCUACUUCGUUUACCCCGUUGCCAUUAUCUGGGGUACUGACAGACUUGUUCGGAUCACUCGCAUACUACAUUUCGGAUUUCCUGUAGCUGAUUUGCAAUUGAUUGCAAAUGACUUGAUCAAAAUUGAGAUACCAGUUCCUAAAUCAUGGCAGCUUCGGGGCACCAUUGGAUAUGCUUUCAUUCAUGUUUUGAAACCAAAAUACUUUUGGCAAUCCCAUUCUUUCACUUUCAUGCACUCACCUACCUCUCAAAAGCGCAUGGUUUGCUAUUGUAAAGUGAAAACUGGUCUUACAAGUGAUCUACAUUUGAACUUACUAUCUGAGGUAAAUAAUAAUGCUCGAAUUAAAGUGGGCGUUGAAGGGCCGUAUGAAGUUACUUCACGCAUUGUUCAAACAAAUCUCAUGGUUUUUGUUGCAGGUGGUAGUGGGAUAGCUGGUAUUUAUCAAGAGGUGGCUUUUCAAAUUAAAGGGCUCGUGCAAAAUCCUCCCAACUGCAUUAAGUUGAUAUGGGUAGUGAGGGACUCUUCAUCCGUGAAUUGGUUUCACGCUGAGUUGCAAGCUUUACAAGAAGCAUCAGUGCAUGUCAUGGUGUAUAUCACUCAUGGAGCAGAGAUGACACCUGUAUCCCGUUUGGCGACAGAUGAAAAAGGAAUUGGCUCUGGAAAGAAUUCGUUACGACCUACACCUAGCCUAACGCCACUGGAUGGUGGCGCCAGUACGUCGUUAAGUGACUUGAUGUCAAUCACGUUUCUUUAUGGCCGGCCGGACCUUAUUCAAUUGGUGACCACCAGCGUCACAGAGUGUGAAAGCUCGGUCUCAUUCACCACGUGUGGGCAUCCAGGAAUGGUUGACGAUUUAAGAGCUGCUGUUUGCCAAUGUAUGAAAAACACCCCGAAUAAGACUAUUUAUUUCUACGACCAAUUACAAGUAUGGGUAUGA